AUGUCGUUGAAAACCCCUCAUGAAGACCAACAACAGACCACAAAGUGGUCUAAUAUUUUUCUUGACUUUUCUCAAUCCUCCAGUUUCACAGAUAUUAAGUCAGAAAUUAGCUUCAAAGCUUAUCGAGCGGAUAUGUCGUCACCCAAAUCGCACAAGUCUCAAUCAUCCCGCGGCCGUCAAUCACCCAUUGGAUUGGAUCAAAUUGCGGCAGAGCAGCCGGCAAUUGAAGUCGGUCCCAAGUUCGCGCUAAUACCUGGUAGGACGGGAAUUACCGACACGGGGUCGCUUCGAUCGUCCAUCCUAAGUUACAAAUGGGAGAAUGGACGACGCUACCAUGCCUAUCAGGAUGGAUCCUACUGGGCUCCCAAUGACGAUCGUCAACAAGAAGCAGAAGAUUUGAUGUGGGUCACAAGCUUUGUGAGGUGUACAGCGCUAACGUUGAUCGACAGGCACGAAGUGUACAAGAUCAUCCUGAAUGGCGAGCUACACGAGGCUCCAAUCAAGGACAACCCACAGAGGGUUCUCGACUUGGGAUGUGGAACUGGAAUAUGGGCAAUCGAGUUUGCGGAUGCCAACCCAUCUGCAGAUGUGAUUGGCGUUGACCUCUCACCCAUUCAACCCAAAUUUGUGCCUCCCAACUGUCGAUUCGAAGUUGACGACAUCACGCAAGAAUGGACGUAUCCUGACAAUCACUUUGACUUUAUCCAUGUCCGCGCCAUGAUAGGCUCUAUUCCUGAUUGGACUGGCCUUUACAAAAAAGCCUACGCCCACAUGAAACCUGGUGGUUGGCUGGAAAGCGUUGAGCUUUGGGGCAACGCAAAGUCCGAUGACAAUACCUUGAAACCCGACUCGCCCUGCCACAAGUGGGUUGAGGUCUUCAAAGAGAUCGAGAAAAUAACGGGCAAGUCCUUCUUUUGGGACAAGAUGGCUCAGUCAAUCAGCGAUGCCGGCUUCAUCAACGUAAAAGGCCGGAGGAUCAAGCUUCCUGUUGGAACAUGGCCGAAGGACAAGACGCUCAAGCAAUGGGGUGCCUGGAAUCGCCAUUUCUUGCUCCAGGGCCUCGAGGGAUUCUCUAUCCGCGGCUUGACUGAACUGCUGGGUUGGAAGGUUGAAGAUGUACAGCUGUUCUUGGCAGAUAUGCGCAAAGAGUUGACCAAUCCGGAUUUGCAUUCGUAUCUAGAGGUCACCAAACAACUCUACACCACCAUCGACAACGACUGUUCAAUACUAGCGAUGUAUCCCUUUAACUCCAAGAAAUACUUCCACGCGACGUUCGACAGAAGAGCCGAUGUUCAAAACUCAGAGCCUGAAGCGCAGGAUUACCAUUUAUUGAGUUCACGAUAUCUCGUUACAUUCAGUCCUUACUUCAUGUGUCUCGAACUUACAGCUCGUUCAGCCAACAACGACAUACGAGCGGAUGGAGGUAUACUAGCAAAUCUGAUGACGAGAAGCGGGCUAUAUGAAACCUGGAAGACGGGUGGGAGGAUAGUACUAGACGACAACCCAGAGCCUAGUUUUAAGUGGACGUUCGAUCAACAGGAAUGGUGA
Molecule: messenger RNA, 1548 nt
Organism: Fusarium pseudograminearum CS3096
Lineage: Eukaryota; Fungi; Ascomycota; Sordariomycetes; Hypocreales; Nectriaceae
Exons: 8
Coding region: 1-1548 (515 amino acids)
Molecular function (GO): methyltransferase activity
Source: RefSeq, a predicted model, not a curated record